AGACAAAUAUAUAUUUUUAUCUUAUCAUCUCCUUCCCAGAACAACGGACGAAAAAACACUAAAAAGGACAACCAAUUCUAUACAAACAAUUAAAAAAGAAGUAAAAAGAACUAAAAGCCAUGAAAAUGUAUAAAUGUAAUAAUUACGAAUUGCGGGAUGUGACUGGUGUCAAUUCCACUAAGAAACUGAUCCGUUGUCGUUCGUUUCAUUUUCGGUACCUGGAAUUAUGUCGUGCCAAGAAUCUCUCCCCUUUGCCAGAUAUUAAGUCCAAGAAUAAUUGCACCACCAUUCUCGAUAUCUUUGGUGAUAAAUUGUGUGUCAACGAUUGGUUGUUGGUUGUGGAAGCAUUGUUCAAUGACCAAGUGUUGCAAACAUUGGCCAUACGCAUGCGCAAAACAUUCCCCAAUGUUUUGCAACAAUUGGACACCGAAAAGAAAGCCAAGUUAUUUCGACAAAAACCCGUACUGUUCACCAAAUUCGUAUUCUCUGGUGUGGUGGAGGCAGUAUCGAAUUGCAUUGAGUUCAGUAAGAAUUUGCGGGUACUAAACCUAGAAGGGUUACCCUUGAAUGGCAUAUAUGCGGAAACUGUAGGGAAGGCCAUCUCGUCGAAUCGUGGGCUACAGGACAUAAGCUUCCAACGAUCGAAUAUCGGUGACAAAGGAUGUGAGGCCAUAUGCAAUGCCAUCAAAUAUUUGGAAAAUGUGAAAAAGUUAAAUUUAUCCGAAUGUGGUUUAACCCCAAAGGGAGCAGACUUUGUGGCUAAUAUGAUAAAAAUUCAGAAAAUCACUCGCUUUACAGAUAGUUGGCAAAAUUCGUUGCGUUAUCGUAAUGUGGAUACUGACAAAAUGCCAGGACUGAGAUCUCUUACACUGGCUCGCAAUCACCAAAUAGGAGAUGAGGGUCUUAAGACCAUUGUGGAAGAGCUAAAGGAAAAUGUUUGGAUUAAAUUCAUUGAUAUGGAGAAUUGUGGUCUAACCGAUAGGGGCGCCAAUAUGAUCCUCGAUUGCCUGGAGAUGAACAAUGAUAUAGUGGAUUUCAGCGUUCGCAAUAACACAGAUAUGAGUAAAUUCAUGCAACGCACUAUACGUGAAAAAUUGGGCAAAGUGGAUGAGGAUCAGCAGUUGAUGUCAGAGCAACAAGAGGACCUAGUACCAGGACCCAAUGGCACCAUGAUAAAAGUACGCAAGCAGACUGUGGCCGCUCUCGAUGAGCAAUUGAAAAGACUACAAGACAAAUUGGCCUUUGAAAGGGUGUUGAGGAAAAAGGCCGAUGCUCUGAAUGCUAAACUCAAUCAACAGUUGCUAGCCUAUGAGGCACAAUUGCAGAAAGAAAUCCAAUCGAAUAUUCCCGAGGGCUUUAUUCUAGUCAGAGAUGAGUCAUUGCAAUCCAUUAUAACAGAACGAAAUAAUUUCCAAAAACUGGCCUGCAGCGUUGUGGUUAGCGAGGAUGAAUUAACGCCUGCUCAGGAUAUGUCGAGCUCUGAAACCUCAUCUCAGAAUUGCGUAUCGAAUUUGUCUACAAUACCAGAAAGCGUGAUAGGCGAGGUCCCUCCAAAUAGUUGCUUGUCUCGUCAACGAAAACCACAUAAAGUUCGCAAAGUGAAGAGUGCAACAAAAUACACUGAACCUCCAUCAAAGGGUCCAGCUAAGAAGAAGAUCUCCAAAUCCGAUCAGGAAUUCUCCAAUGAAAGUGAUGGUUAUAUGGCAAUAACAGGGUACAUUGAAAGUAACGUGGGAGACACACUGUCCAAUAACACCAAUUGGUCCACCAAUACGGCCUCCACUGUCAUCAAUACUCGUUUACAAUUGCAAAAUUCAAAAUACCCCAAUGUCCCUCCACACAAUUCGGAGAUAGAUGGUUUGUCAAUGAGUACCCCAAGCAGUGUGAGGAGUGAUGUUAAUGAUUCCACAGAUUUGGAUACUUUGCGUCAUGAGAUAGAUAAUCAACCAAUGAAGUUAUUCCUGCGACGCCGUGAACAAAAGGCAACAUUGCCUUUGACUCCCAUGCCAGAGAAAAAGGAAAGAAAACAAAAGAACAGAGAAAAGUCGCCACGUUCUUUGUUUUUUGGAUUCGGUGAUGAUUAAGAAAUGAUUAGGGGUAGGUUGCCACUUUUUGUCUUAAAUUUUUAUGUGAUUGUUUGUUGUAACACUACCAGGCUCUGUUAAUUCAAAUUUAUCCAGGUUGUCCUCAUUUAAAUAUGUAUUUUCUUCUGUUUACUUUUAUUAAAAAAAAAAAAUUAGGAAAAUUAUAUGCUCGUCUA
This is a messenger RNA of Stomoxys calcitrans (stable fly), 2260 nucleotides long. Its product is annotated as protein Cep78 homolog. The transcript has 7 exons. NCBI's taxonomy places the organism in Eukaryota, Metazoa, Arthropoda, Insecta, Diptera, Muscidae. Gene Ontology annotation, cellular component: centrosome. Bases 120 to 2084 code for a protein of 654 amino acids. Gene Ontology annotation, molecular function: protein binding. The record is from RefSeq and is a predicted model, not a curated record.